GCGUAUCAAAGCAGAGUCACUCUGGACAUAUCCACUGGAUCUCUGGAGCUCAGGAAUCUGGCCAUGAAAGACAAUGGAACGUACACAGUGAGCAUCAUACCUGCUGUAGGAUCAGGACUAGUCGAAAGUACUGUGCUGCAGGUGCUGGAAAAAGUAGCUGAUGUCAGCAUUAACCCAUCAAGCCAGCCAAUCAUAGAGGGGAUGUCUGUCCACCUGACCUGUGCUGCUGCUGGCUCCAUCAGCACCAGAGAGUGGAUGAAGGAUGGUGUGCCUCUCUCUCCCAGUGACAGAGUCAGCUUCUCUGGGGACAACAAGAUAGUCUCUAUAAGUCCUGUGAACAAACAAGAUGAUGGUGUUUACUUGUGUCGAGUCAGAAACCCUGUGAGCUCUCAAGAUGCUAAAUACAAUAUGACUGUAAACUUCGGACCAGAGCUCAAGACCAUACUGGCACCAGAGAUAGCUGAGGUUGGCACCACCACUCUCCUAUACUGCUACGUCAGGUCGGUGCCACCUGCCAAACUCACCUGGCUGUUCAAAGGGGUAGAAACAGGCGUCCAUGAAAACGUUUACGUCAUUGAUGAGAGCAGUCACAGUGACAGUGGGGACUACACCUGCACUGCCUCUAAUGACCUGACCGGCCGCACUCAGAGUUUGACCCACACUCUGACAAUAGGAGAUAGGCCCUCCAGCCCAGCGUUGAGCCCAGGAGCAGCAGCAGGCAUAGCUGUAGCUGUGACGCUGGUUGUGGUGGCCUUAGUUGUGGGCCUCUACUGUGGCCUGACCUACCAUCUGAACUCAACUAAAGGCUCCUUAGGCGCAGAUUUUAGAAACUGUGAUCAGAUCUAUGAAAACGUUCCAGGUCCGACAACAAGAGUUGUAGAAGCUCCUCCUGUCCCCCCUACAGAGUCUGAAUAUGAAAUGCCCAGGUAGGUUACCAG
Osmerus eperlanus (European smelt) is the source of this 938-nucleotide messenger RNA. RefSeq names its product carcinoembryonic antigen-related cell adhesion molecule 1-like. The annotation marks the transcript as partial. The record is from RefSeq and is a predicted model, not a curated record. Lineage: Eukaryota; Metazoa; Chordata; Actinopteri; Osmeriformes; Osmeridae. The transcript is spliced from 7 exons.